Lineus longissimus is the source of this 1569-nucleotide messenger RNA. RefSeq names its product transcription factor ovo-like homolog lin-48. Lineage: Eukaryota; Metazoa; Nemertea; Pilidiophora; Heteronemertea; Lineidae. The record is from RefSeq and is a predicted model, not a curated record. The transcript is spliced from 5 exons. The coding region runs from base 188 to 1363 and encodes 391 amino acids. Gene Ontology annotation, biological process: regulation of transcription by RNA polymerase II; epidermal cell differentiation. Gene Ontology annotation, molecular function: RNA polymerase II cis-regulatory region sequence-specific DNA binding; DNA-binding transcription factor activity, RNA polymerase II-specific. Gene Ontology annotation, cellular component: nucleus.
AGGACAGCGUCACGGAUUUGUGCUCUAUUCAAAAAAGAUAAGCUUAUCGGAUAAGCCAUUGCGAGCGACCCCCGUCACGCCCCAAAAUCGGAUAAGCGUUUUACUUUGACAAAACCAAUAUUAGAACCAUCAAAAAGUUAGUCAGGGUCAUAAUUCGAAGCUGAGAACGUUAUACUACUUUGACAAGAUGCCUAAGGCCUUUUUAGUGAGGAAGUAUCGCCAGUUCGUGGCUGGACCACUCCGUCCCGCAGAAGAUGCUGUGUCACCUAUGAUGCUGAGAGAGGCCGAAGAGAUAACACCAGCAUCAUCACCCAGAUCAGUGUCAUCAGAAAACGAAAAAGAUGUAGAUAUCGAUGUAGAAAUCGAUAUGGAGAAUUCGGAUGAAGCCAUCAACCUAUGCCUCUCAGACCGAGCCUCAAGCACCGGCGCCAGAUCCCCUAUCAGCACCAGUACCGGCCGAUCACCGUCACCCGUAUCGCCAAUAUCACCAUCAGCGCCUGCCCCAAAGCGAGCCAGACUCAUCCAUCACGAGAACUCUGCCUUCGAAUCCUGCCAUCAACCUGUAUUUCCUAGUCUCUGCCAUCCUUCCCAGAAUGCCUUUAUGCCAUCGUUUCCGGUCCGCCAUGUUUCAAUCCCAGAUGCCUCGAUUUCGCCGCUACCCGGCUACAGGCCAGAUCAGCUCUUCCGGGAUCCGUUUGCGGGACUUCGUCAUGCUUACCACUUCCCCAGUAAGCCGGUCAAGCAAUGUGCCCCGACUCCAAUACAGCUUAUACGGACGCCUCUACCACAGCCCGUCAUCAACAACAUCGAACUGGUAAACGGCGGUUUCGGUGUCAAAAAUCCAUUACUCUCAAACUCAAAAUAUCGAAAAGAAGUAUCAGUGCAAGAAUUAGGUAUGCAAACAGAAGACAAUAAAUUCGUGUGCCGGGUCUGUCACAAGGUCUUCCCCCUCCAACGGCUGCUGAACAGACACAUUAAAUGCCACAGUGACAUCAAGAGAUACCUUUGUACGUUCUGCGGGAAAGGCUUCAAUGAUACCUUUGACUUGAAGCGACAUACACGGACACACACAGGUGUUCGCCCCUACAAAUGUAGCUUGUGCAGCAAAGCCUUCACCCAGCGAUGCUCCCUCGAAUCACACGGCAGGAAAGUCCACGGCAUGGAGUUCGAAUACGCCUACAAGGAACGAAGAGACAAGGUCUACGUUUGUGAAGAUUGUGGUCAUACCACGUGCGAGCCAGAACUACAUUACGUCCAUCUGAAAGAAAACCAUCCACUCAGUCCAGCUUUACUCAAGUGCUACGAUAAACGUCAGUUUAAAUUCAAAGCCGACCAGGUUCCCUUGAUCAAGACCGAGGGUUGAACUUCGUCGUGUGUGACAAUCUUAUGACAAUUUGAUGGUAUGGAGUUACCACGUAACUUUGCUAAAUCGGUGUGGUACCGUUAUCAUGAUACUUCUGUACGAUCAAAACGGAUUCAUAUUAAGUCAUCAUCAGUCUUUCUACUGACGAGUACUUGGAGUAUUGAGAUACAGUUUCCGUCAGUAUAUCUUGGGACAAAUUUCUGUCA